Messenger RNA from Balaenoptera acutorostrata (minke whale), 4979 nucleotides. It is a transcript of the gene ABCC3, whose product is annotated as ATP binding cassette subfamily C member 3. The transcript has 30 exons. The coding region runs from base 3 to 4433 and encodes 1476 amino acids. The record is from RefSeq and is a predicted model, not a curated record. Lineage: Eukaryota; Metazoa; Chordata; Mammalia; Artiodactyla; Balaenopteridae. Gene Ontology annotation, biological process: transmembrane transport. Gene Ontology annotation, cellular component: membrane. Gene Ontology annotation, molecular function: ATP binding; ATP hydrolysis activity; ABC-type transporter activity.
CCAUGGACGCUCUGUGCGGCUCCGGGGAGCUCGGCUCCAAGUUCUGGGACUCCAAUCUGUCUGUGCACACAGACAACCCGGACUUCACUCCCUGCUUCCAGAACUCCGUGCUGGCCUGGGUCCCCUGCAUCUACCUGUGGGCCGCCCUGCCCUGCUACCUGUUCUGCCUGCAGCACCGCCACCAAGGCUACAUUGUUCUCUCUCGCCUCUCCAGGCUCAAGACGGCCUUGGGCGUCCUGCUGUGGUGCGUCUCCUGGACUGACCUCUUCUACUCCUUCCAUGGCCUGGUCCACGGUUGGGCCCCUGCCCCCAUCUUCUUUGUCACCCCCUUGGUGGUGGGGGUCACCAUGCUGCUGGCCACCCUGCUGAUCCAGUAUGAGCGGCUGCAGGGGGUUCGGUCUUCGGGGGUCCUCAUCAUCUUCUGGUUCCUGUGUGUGGUCUGUGGCAUCAUCCCCUUCCGUUCCAAGAUCCUUUCAGCUUUGGCACAGGGCAAGAUCUCAGACCCCUUCCGCUUCACCACCUUCUAUAUCUACUUUGCCCUGGUGCUCUCUGCCCUCAUCCUCUCCUGCUUCAGGGAGAAGCCACCGUUUUUCUCCCCCAAGAAUAUCGACCCCAACCCCUGCCCUGAGGCCGGAGCUGGCUUCCUCUCCCGCCUGUCUUUCUGGUGGUUUACAAAGUUGGCCAUCCUCGGCUACCGGCGGCCCUUGGAGGAGUGGGACCUCUGGUGCCUGAACAAGGAGGACCGCUCCCACGUGGUGGUGCAGAGGCUGCUGCAAGAGAGGAAGAAGCAGCGAGAGCAGGCAGCGCGACACCAGGCUGCGGAGGCUUCUGGGAAGAGACUGUCCAGCGAGGGUGAGGUGCUGCUGGGGGGCCGGCCGCAGGCCCGGGAGCCCCCCUUCCUGCGGGCCCUGAUGGCCACCUUUGGCUCCAGCUUCCUCCUCAGCAUGUGCUUCAAGCUGAUCCAGGACCUGCUGUCCUUCAUCAACCCACAGCUGCUCAGCGUCCUGAUCAGGUUUAUUUCAAACCCCACGGCCCCCACCUGGUGGGGCUUUCUGGUGGCCGGGCUGAUGUUCGUGUGCUCCGUGAUGCAGACUCUGAUCUUACACCAGUAUUACCACUGCAUCUUUGUGAUGGGGUUGAGGUUUCGCACGGGCAUCAUAGGUGUCAUCUAUAGGAAGGCUCUGGUCAUCACCAAUUCAGUCAAACGUGAGUCCACUGUGGGAGAAAUUGUUAACCUCAUGUCAGUGGACGCCCAGCGCUUCAUGGAUGUUGUCCCCUUCAUCAACCUGCUGUGGUCAGCACCCCUGCAGAUCAUCCUGGCAGUGUACUUCCUCUGGCAGAACCUGGGUCCCUCUGUCCUGGCUGGAGUCGCUCUCAUGGUCUUGCUGAUCCCGCUCAAUGGAGCCGUGGCUGUGAAAAUGCGUGCGUUCCAGGUAGAGCAAAUGAAAUUCAAGGACUCACGCAUCAAGCUGAUGAGCGAGAUCCUGGGUGGCAUCAAGGUGCUGAAGCUGUAUGCCUGGGAGCCCAGCUUCUUGAAGCAGGUGGAGGACAUCCGGCAGGACGAGCUCCGGCUGAUGCGCCAGGCUGCCUACCUCCAUGCCACGUCCACUUUCAUCUGGAUCUGCACCCCCUUCCUGGUGACCCUGACCACCCUCGGGAUGUACGUGUCCGUGGAUAAGAACAACGUGCUGGAUGCUGAGAAGGCCUUUGUGUCCGUGUCCCUGUUCAACAUCUUAAAAAUUCCCCUCAACAUGCUGCCCCAGUUAAUCAGCAACCUGGCCCAGACCAGUGUGUCUCUGAAACGGAUCCAGCAUUUCCUGAGCCAAGAUGAACUUGACUCCCAGUGUGUGGAAAGAAAGACCAUCACCCCAGGCUAUACUGUCACCAUACACAAUGGCACCUUCACCUGGUCCCAGAACCUACCACCCACCCUGCACAGCCUAGAUAUCCAGGUGCCAAAAGGGGCACUCGUGGCUGUGGUGGGGCCUGUGGGUUGUGGGAAGUCCUCCCUGUUGUCUGCCCUGCUGGGAGAGAUGGAGAAGCUGGAAGGCAAGGUGUAUAUGAAGGGCUCCGUGGCCUACGUGCCCCAGCAGGCGUGGAUCCAGAACUGCACUCUUCAGGAAAAUGUGCUGUUUGGCCAAGCCCUGGACCCCAAGCGUUACCGACAGGCUCUGGAGGCCUGUGCCCUGCUAGCUGACCUGGAGGUGCUGCCUGGUGGGAGCAAGACAGAGAUCGGAGAGAAGGGCAUUAACCUGUCUGGGGGCCAGCGUCAGCGGGUCAGUCUGGCCCGAGCUGUUUACAGUGAUGCUGACAUUUUUUUGCUGGAUGACCCACUGUCAGCCGUGGACUCCCACGUGGCCAAGCAUAUCUUUGACCGAGUCAUUGGGCCGGAAGGUGUGCUGGCAGGAAAGACACGGGUGCUAGUGACGCACGGCAUCAGCUUCCUGCCCCAGACGGACUUUGUCAUAGUGCUAGCUGACGGGCAGGUGUCUGAGAUUGGCACUUACGCAGCCCUGCUGCAGCGCAACGGCUCCUUUGCCAACUUUCUCCGCAACUAUGCACCUGGUGAGGGCAAGGAGCACCAGGAGGCCGACAGCAGGACCGCCUUGGAGGACAGAGAGGAUGAGGAGGUGCUGCUGAUUGAGGACACGCUCAGCAAUCACACAGACCUGACGGAUAAUGAGCCAGUGACAUACGAGGUCCAGAAGCAGUUUAUGAGACAGCUGAGUGCCAUGUCCCUGGAAGGAGAGGGCCAGGGUCGGCCUGUGUCCAGGAGGCGCCUGGGUGCGGCAGAAAAGGUAGUGCAGGCAACAGAGGCAAAGGCGAGCCAGGUGCUGACCCAGGAGGAGAAGGUGGAGAUGGGCACUGUGAAGCUGAGUGUGUUCUGGGAUUACGCCAGGGCCGUGGGGCUCUGUGCCACGCUCGUCAUCUGUCUGCUGCACGGGGGUCAAAGUGCGGCUGCCAUUGGGGCCAACGUUUGGCUCAGUGCCUGGACCAGUGAGGCUGUGGUGAACGGCCAGCAGAACAACACCUCCCAGAGGCUGGGCGUCUACGCCGCCUUGGGAAUUCUGCAAGGGCUCCUGGUGAUGCUGUCAGCCGUCACGAUGGCGGUGGGAGGUGUCCAGGCUGCGCGCUUGCUUCACCAGGCGCUGCUGCACAACAAGAUGCGCUCGCCUCAGUCCUUCUUCGAUACGACGCCCUCAGGCCGCAUCCUUAACCGCUUCUCCAAGGACAUCUGCAUCAUCGAUGAGGUUCUGGCUCCCACCAUCCUCAUGCUGCUGAAUUCCUUCUACAACUCCAUCUCCACCCUCGUGGUCAUUGUGGCCAGCACGCCACUCUUCGCUGUGGUCAUCCUGCCUUUGGCUGUCUUCUACCUCUUUGUGCAGCGCCUCUAUGUGGCUACGUCACGGCAACUGAAGCGGCUGGAAUCUGUCAGCCGCUCACCCAUCUACUCCCACUUUUUGGAGACGGUGACCGGCUCCAGCGUCAUCCGGGCCUAUGGCCGCAGCCAGGACUUCGAGGCCAUCAGUGAUGCUAAGGUGGACACCAACCAGAGGAGCUGCUACCCCUACAUCGCCUCCAACAGGUGGCUGGGGGUCCGAGUGGAGUUCGUGGGCAACUGUGUUGUGCUCUUCACUGCACUCUUUGCUGUGAUUGGGAGAAGCAGCCUGAGCCCAGGGCUGGUGGGCCUGUCUGUGUCCUAUGCCCUACAGGUGACGUUGGCUCUGAACUGGAUGAUACGAACGAUAUCAGACUUGGAGUCUAAUAUUGUGGCCGUGGAGAGAGUCAAAGAGUACUCCAAGACGGAGACUGAGGCCCCCUGGGUGGUAGAGGGCAGCCGCCCGCCAGUGGGCUGGCCACUGCAGGGUGAGGUGGAGUUCCGGAAUUACUCUGUGCGCUACCGGCCGGGCCUGGAGCUGGUGCUGAAGGACUUGAGUCUACAAGUGCGAGGUGGCGAGAAGGACCCCAUCUUGUUCUCGGGGACCCUGCGCAUGAACCUGGACCCCUUUGGCAAUUACUCGGAGGAAGACAUGUGGCGAGCCUUGGAGCAGUCCCACCUGCACACGUUUGUGAGCUCCCAGCCGGCAGGCCUGGACUUCCAGUGCUCCGAGGGCGGGGAGAAUCUCAGCGUGGGCCAGCGGCAGCUCGUGUGCCUGGCCAGAGCCCUGCUUCGCAAGAGUCGCAUCCUGGUUUUAGACGAGGCCACAGCUGCCAUCGACCUGGAGACUGAUGACCUCAUCCAGGCCACCAUCCACACCCAGUUUGAGGCCUGCACGGUGCUGACCAUCGCACAUCGGCUCAACACCAUCAUGGACUACACCAGGGUCCUGGUCCUGGACAAAGGGACAAUAGCUGAAUUUGAUUCUCCAACCAACCUCAUUGCAGCCAGAGGCAUCUUCUACGGGAUGGCCAGAGAUGCUGGACUUGCCUAAAAUAUAUUCCUGGGAUUUCUUCCUGGACAUUCCUGGUUUUCAUCAGGAAGGGAAAGGACACCAGAUAUGUCUACAGAAUGGACUGGAUGGCAAACGCUGGGGGCAUUUGUCAGGUUUUUGUCCCUGUUAAGUACCUGGCAGGAUAACCAUGCUAAAUGCUCCAGGUGAGGAGGUGAAGCCCAAGAGGCAAAUGACAUGCCCAAAGUCAUAGCUAAUUUGAGGCAGAGCCCAGACUAGUCCCCAGGUUUCCUGAUUCCCAAUGUGGUGUUAUUUCCACACUGUACUGUUUUCAAUCAUCAUUUCAUGGUAUGACCUCCCUACCCCCAUGAUUUUUCAUAUUUUCUACUCUGAAGUUUUUUUUUUUAAUUUUAAUAAAGCUUUUUCCUUCUGGAACAGAAGACUGCCAGGUCAGGCCGUCCCUAGGAACUGAGUCUGGUACUCUGGGGUGCUGGCCUGGAUCCAUUAGAAAUGGAGCACUGAUGAAAUAAAGCUACGUGUCAACAAUACAUACACCCCAAUGUAGCCUUUCUCUGUUCACAAGGUCUG